Molecule: messenger RNA, 2302 nt
Organism: Mobula hypostoma (lesser devil ray)
Lineage: Eukaryota; Metazoa; Chordata; Chondrichthyes; Myliobatiformes; Myliobatidae
Product: E3 ubiquitin-protein ligase Siah2-like
Exons: 2
Coding region: 222-1229 (335 amino acids)
Biological process (GO): proteasome-mediated ubiquitin-dependent protein catabolic process; multicellular organism development
Cellular component (GO): cytoplasm
Molecular function (GO): ubiquitin protein ligase activity; ubiquitin conjugating enzyme binding; zinc ion binding
Source: RefSeq, a predicted model, not a curated record
GGUUGCAUCGGUGCCGCCAUGUUUACGCACGGCCGUAGGAAGGGACGUAAGCUCCAGAAAUAAUAAUAAUAAUGGCGUUAAUAAGAAGAAAAGGACGAGGCCGCGAGGCUCGUGGUGCGAUAUAGCUGGGAGUUGUGUUCGCUACGAGGCUCGCUUGCAGUUUUAUAUUGAAAGGAGCGGGGAAGACACUGAAUGAGUUGCGAGCUGGCGCCUCGUUCGCCAUGAGCCGACCUUCGUCAGCCGGCGGCGGGAAAACUGGGAAACACACGGCGACGGCCGUGGCUGCAGCGGGAGGUGGAGGAGGAGGCGGCGGCGGUGGCAGCGGCAGCGGUGCUGGUGGCGGCGGAGGAGGAGCCGGUGGCGGCGCUGGCGGCGGAGGAGGCAACUCGGCAAUCGCGGCAGCGGCGGCAGCAGCAGCGGCGGCGGCGGCGGCGGCAGCAGCGACUGCCGCCGGAGGAUCCACCCCACCUCAGCCCGAGCUCACUUCCCUGUUUGAGUGUCCAGUCUGCUUCGAUUAUGUUCUGCCACCCAUCCUGCAGUGCCAGGCCGGGCACUUGGUGUGUAACCAGUGCCGGCAAAAACUUUCUUGCUGCCCAACCUGUAGGGGCCCGCUCACCCCCAGCAUUAGAAACCUGGCUAUGGAGAAAGUGGCUUCCACCAUUCCUUUCCCAUGCAAGUACGCCUCAGCUGGAUGUCUCUUGUCAUUGCACCAUACAGAAAAGCCAGAACAUGAAGAGGUGUGUGAAUUUCGCCCGUACACGUGCCCGUGUCCAGGAGCCUCCUGCAAGUGGCAAGGAUCAUUGGAGGCAGUCAUGCCUCAUCUCAUGCAUGCGCAUAAAAGCAUUACAACGCUUCAAGGCGAGGACAUUGUGUUUUUGGCAACCGACAUCAAUCUUCCUGGUGCCGUGGAUUGGGUUAUGAUGCAGUCCUGCUUUGGCCACCACUUCAUGCUGGUGUUAGAGAAACAAGAGAAGUAUGAAGGCCAUCAACAGUUUUUUGCUAUUGUCCUUUUGAUAGGCACACGUAAGCAAGCUGAAAACUUUGCCUACAGACUAGAAUUGAAUGGAAACCGUAGACGGCUCACGUGGGAGGCUACUCCAAGGUCUAUCCACGAUGGGGUUGCAGCGGCGAUCAUGAACAGUGAUUGUUUAGUUUUUGAUACCUCCAUCGCUCAUCUGUUUGCAGAUCAUGGGAACCUGGGUAUUAACGUUACUAUCUCAAUGUGCUGAAUUGCAUUGUUAUAAUACAGCUGUUCACAUGCAACCAAUAGAAUGUUUUUUAUUGAGGAUGCAGUAGGCAAAAGAAUGCAGUUCUACAUACUUCUAAGCACCUUGCUCGUGUAAUUGGUGCUAGCCCAUUUGACUGCUCCAUGCGUGCAUGUUGUGGAAUGUAAUGCUCAGCACGUUCAAGGCCUGACUAAAAGAAGGUGGAAACAAAACCAAGUUGAUGCAGCUGUUUUAUAAAAUGGUCCUUUCAAAAACAGAUGUCUUUUCCUGCUUUGUGUUUCUUUAAAUUUACUUGAGGCAAGUUAUUCAAGAUGUAUUUAUAUUACGGGUCCAGUGUAUAGAACUACAUUAUAUGCCACAUCAGUACUUAAAUGCAAAGCCAGUAGAUGCUUGUGCCUAUCCUAAAUAUGCUUCAGGACAACAGUAUCUUAAUAGAUAUUUAUGAAAAUCGGUAAUGUUGAAUUAUCAUGGAAUGAGUUUAUUCUGUGUUCAUUGCAACAAAAUCCGUUUGACAUGGCAAUUUUUUUUGAAUGAAAGGGCAAGAACAAAAUUGUGAAGAGCAGCAAUGAGGUUUUUUUACACUUAUUGAUAAAUCAAGCUUCAGCAUUAUUCAAUGCUGUUUUAUUUACAAAAAAACUUUAAUUUCUGUUGUAUCAACUUGUAUCAGAUUAGGUUUGAAUCAAAUUAUUUUUUUAUUAAAUUGCCUAUUAAAGUAUGAAAACAGUGACUGCAGUUUCACAUUUUGAAUAAUAUGUUCAUCGUUUGUAGCUUAAACAGAAGCUGGUGGAGCCCAUAACAUGUAGGCAUAUUGCCCAGCUUCAUAGCUGAAUUACAUAAGUCACAUUUGCUUUGCUGAUUAAUUUUUAAAUAAGAUUGAAAUGCUAAAAAAAUUGUGUAGGACCAGCUAGUAUUCAUUAAUGAAUUAGCUGUUAGCUUUAAGUUUUCUGACUUCUGAACUACGAGGGGUGAUUGAUAAGUUCAUGGCCUAAGGUAGAAGGAGUCAAUUUUAGAAAACCUAGCACAUCUUUUUUUCAGCAUAGUCCCCUCCUACAUUUACAAACCUAGUCCAGCGGUCG